CCACGUGUUGUAAACAAAACUGCGGCCAAUCGAUGUCCUCCCUCCUCCAUAAGCCCAGGUUCGGCGUGGAGCCAAUCUCUGGCGGUGGCGUAGACGUAGAAGCUCCGUUCUGUCCUCACGGACCUACUCUAGUGUUCGAGAGGUACUACGCAGAUAGAGAGCCGCGAAAGUUCUUCGCCUGCGCCCUGCACAGAGAUAGGAAAGGCUGUCCAUUCUUCCACUGGGUGGACGAGAGUAUAUCAUCAGAGAAGAGGGAGAGGUGGUUGCAGGACUACAGAGAUAGCAACCCUCCACUGGAUCGAUCGGCACUCGCUGCGUCGCUGGAGGCUGUUCGUUCCCUCCCUGAGGCUCGACGUUCUUUCUGUCACACCUGUUCCCAGCUGGUUCCCUCCUCGUCCCUGUCCCCAGACCAUUCCUCCCACCAGCUGCAGUAUGGAGUGGAGGACUCGCUGCUGACUCGGCCAACCAAACUCCUCACUCCACACGACAACAACAAGUCCAAUGCUCAAUAUUUCUUCUCCGAGUCAUCGUGCCAGCUCCUGGUCUCGGAGCUGAAGAGGUUAAAGGUGACGAAGGUCUUGUGCGUGGGAACUCCGAGACUCCAUGAGGUCAUCCAGUGUGACCUCUCCCCGUCCAUCACCAGCCUCCUGCUGGAUGUGGACUCUAGAUAUGCAGUGUUCUAUCCUCCCUCUCUCUACCAGCGCUACAACACGUUCAACGGUCAUUUCUAUGAGGAAAAGGGGGAGGUUGAUGGAAGAAGAGGAGAGGGAGGAGAGGGAGGAGAGGGAAGAGAGGGAGGAGAGGGAGGAGAGGGAGUGUGUCGCAGGUUUCUCGACUCAGGAGUGGUUGCUCUGGUGAUUGAUCCACCAUUUGGCGGGUUGGCUGAAGUUUUGGCGAGGCAGAUACAGUCUCUCUGGGCCCUGGCUGGGAAAGAACUGAGUACUGUGCUGGUGUUUCCUUACUUCAUGGAGGCACAUGUGACUUCUGCACUGCCUUCUCUGGGAAUGUGUGACUACCAGGUGACAUAUGAAAACCACAAGCACUUCUCGUCCUCGAGCCAUUCCAAGAAGCCAAGUCCUGUGCGUCUCUUCACCAACUUCCCUCCUCCGGGUCCUCGUCUCCCUCACUCCCAGGGCUACCGGCUCUGUCGGCUCUGCCAGAGAUACGUGGCUCCAAAUAAUGUCCACUGUGCCCUUUGCGACAACUGCACUUCGAAGGACGGGAGGAGAUACAGGCACUGCAGUGAGUGUGGUGUGUGUGUGAAGCCAGGACGUGAGCACUGCAAGAAGUGUGGGACCUGCCAGCUCCCUGACCACCUCUGCGGGGACAGAAACAUGUCUAGUGAAAUGUCAAUCGAUGCCCUCAUACAGGCCGCCCAGUAUUUGGAUGGACCAGAAGAGCAGAGCCCUAGAAGCAGAGCCAGGAGCCAUAGAAAUAGAAACAAGAAGGCAACGUCCUACAGUCGGACCACUCACAAUCUUCUGGAAAAGAACAGGAGAGCUCAGCUAAGAGACUGUCUUGAGGUAUUGAGGCAACACGUCCCACUCCCAGACAAACUCACCACACUGGCCCUCCUGCAGAGUGCUAAGAAAUACAUCGAGGGUCUUCAGCAGAAGGAGAAAGAGGACAUUGAUGCCAAGAUGAAGCUCCAGCACCAGCAGACUGUUCUCCUCUCACGUCUAGCGGAGCUUGGGGCCUCCCACGUGAAAUGCCUCCUCAGUGUCAAGACCCAUGAUCCCCCUCCCCCCACCUCCCCCUCCCCCUCUUCCCCCACCUACUCCAAUGACGAGUCCCUCGACUCCACCUCCUCCCUCGGACACAACUCCUCAAAGAUCAAAGGUCAGAGGUCACUGUCCCUUAUCGACGACCUCGAUGGCCAUGACGACGAUGAUAAUGUUGUCAUCGACGUGACUACCCAUGAUUCUGACGACGAAACGAGCUCCACCACAUCCGGCAGCGACGGAGGUUGCACGGCAACCGCUCACAAGAUCCAGAUUGCCGUAUGAUGGCUGAAAUGGCGGGGGAAGGAGGGGGCGGGGCAGUCAUGCGCACCUGCUGUUCACACCCUGUAACAUAUACCCUAUUUAGUGCACCCCUUCUCCCUGCUACGUAGCCGCCAUUGAUGUCUGUGACCUCUUGUUGUCUUAGUAUUUGCUGUAGCCCACUGUAGUCUAUAGUAUCGUCUCUCUGUGUGUGUGUUAGUGUCGUCAGUGUCGUCAGUGUCGUCAGCUCCCCUUCAACAUGUCCCUUUGCCAGAACAUUGCUUCACAGAAACCACCCGCUUCAGUCGGCCUGCUUCCCGCGGGCCGGCCGGCUCUUUUGUAUGCAGCAGUAUAUUGUAUCCAUAGUCACGUGUGUCCCACCGUCUGUGUCUUGUAAUGUACGUAUGAAAGAGUGUUCUAUUUUUCUUCAUCAUUUUUUACCCACACUAUAGUGUAUAUAGUACAUAUUAUUCUGAUCAGAUCUCCGUCUGUCUGUCCUUCUGUCGUUGUGUUCAUAUCUCGUGUUAUCUGUGUUCUGUUGUUAUAGCAUUUCAUUUGCUGCACCGGAUUGUCCUAGCCAGUGGACGGUAUAAUAUGUUUCGUAACAGAAAUAAUAUGUACCAUAUGUGCAUCAUUAUAGUCUUUUCAAAAAGUGUUGGUCAAACUAUGGAACGGCAGGGUGAAAUACCAGUGAAAUAUAUUGCGUA
Messenger RNA from Geodia barretti, 2689 nucleotides. NCBI's taxonomy places the organism in Eukaryota, Metazoa, Porifera, Demospongiae, Tetractinellida, Geodiidae. The record is from the annotation of a GenBank genome assembly.